Messenger RNA from Hydra vulgaris (swiftwater hydra), 642 nucleotides. RefSeq lists its product as uncharacterized. The record is from RefSeq and is a predicted model, not a curated record. Lineage: Eukaryota; Metazoa; Cnidaria; Hydrozoa; Anthoathecata; Hydridae.
AAAAACAUUUUUUUUUCAACUUUUUUUUUUUAAAAGACAAUACCAACAAGAACAAAAAAAAAAAAAAAAAAUAAAGAAAAAUAAUGGAUAAUCAAAAUGAUAAUUUUUAUAUUAUUGGUAUUCUUGGUUUUGUCGAAGUAAUUUUCAGUGUUGUUAUCUUGCUUCCUUCCUAUCUCCUUUGCCAAAAAGAUCUUUCAUGUAUGGUAAAAACGCCUUUUUGGUCAGGAGUUUUGUGCUUUGCCUCUGGUAUAUUAGGAAUUGCAGUUUGCUUAUCUAAAAAGCGUUUGGUCAUUAUGGUAAAUGCUGCUGCAAACAUAAUGACAAUACUUGGUUUAUUGAUUGCUAGGGUUAUAAACACUAUUCAAGCCAAAUCGAUGAAGCCAGGAACAAGUUCAACUUUAAUCUACCUUGGUUAUGCAGUUUUUGGCUUUUCAUUUACAGUUACUAUAAUUGCAUGUAAAAUAGGAGUUUCAGCUCUUAGAAAUAUACCUCCUGGCUCAUCAACUGAAGCAUCUGUUGAAUUACCAGAAACAAAUGCGUACAGAAGAUUUAAAAACGUUGUGUAGAAAAAAAUAUGGUCGUCAAGAUUCUUUAAAUGAUUAAGUCAAUAUAUUAAAAAAUUAAUACAAAUGUAUAUUAAAA